Molecule: messenger RNA, 3354 nt
Organism: Chrysochloris asiatica (Cape golden mole)
Lineage: Eukaryota; Metazoa; Chordata; Mammalia; Afrosoricida; Chrysochloridae
Gene: ITGAD
Product: integrin, alpha D
Exons: 30
Coding region: 1-3354 (1117 amino acids)
Biological process (GO): cell adhesion mediated by integrin; cell-cell adhesion; integrin-mediated signaling pathway
Cellular component (GO): integrin complex; external side of plasma membrane
Molecular function (GO): integrin binding
Source: RefSeq, a predicted model, not a curated record
AUGCCAGUCUUGGCUUCUUAUCAUGGGUUCAACCUGGAUGUGGAGGAGCCGACAGUUUUCCAUGAGGACGGAGCUGGCUUUGGGCACAGCAUGGCCCAGUGUGGCAGAAAUCGGCUCAUAGUGGGAGCCCCCUUGGAGGUGGUGGCAGACAACCAAACAGGACGGUUAUAUGACUGUGCGUACCACACCAACAGAUGCCAGCCCAUCCCACUGCAUGUCCCCCCAGAGGCUGUGAACAUGUCCCUAGGCCUGUCCCUGGAGGCUGCCACCAAUCACUCCAGGCUGCUGGCCUGUGGCCCGACCUUGCACAGAACCUGUGGGGAAAAUAUGUAUGCAAAAGGCUCAUGUCUGCUGUUGGACUCCCACCUGCGGAUCAUCCAGACAGUCCCAGCUGCCCUAUCAGAGUGUCCAAAUCAAGACAUGGACAUCGUCUUUCUGAUUGAUGGUUCUGGCAGCAUUAAUAGAAGUGAUUUUGACCAGAUGAAAGGCUUUGUCAGAACGGUGAUGAGCCUGUUUAAAGGCACCAACGUCCUGUUCUCUCUGAUGCAGUACUCAAACCUCCUGGAGACCCACUUCACCUUCACUGAGUUUCGGACCAGCAAGAACCCUCGGAGCCUGGUGGACCCCAUUGUCCAACUGAAAGGGCUGACGUUCACAGCCACGGGCAUCUUGAAAGUAGUGACGGAUCUAUUUCAUAGUAAGAAUGGGGCCCGCAAAGGUGCCAAGAAGAUCUUGAUUGUUAUCACAGAUGGGCAGAAAUACAAAGACCCCCUGAAAUAUAGCGAUGUCAUCCCCCAGGUGGAGAGAGCAGGGAUCAUCUGCUACGCCAUUGGGGUGGGAGUUGCUUUCCAGAAACCUGCUGCCAAACAAGAACUCAACAUCAUUGCCUCAGCACCCCCGCAGGACCACGUGUUCAAGGUGCACAACUUUGCAGCACUUGGCAGCAUCCAGAAGGAACUGAAGGAAAAGAUCUUUGCAGUUGAAGGAACCCAGUUGAGAACAAGUAGUUCCUUCCAGCAUGAGAUGUCUCAAGAAGGUUUCAGUUCAGCACUCACAAUGAAUGGACCAGUUCUGGGGGCUGUAGGGAGCUUCAGCUGGUCUGGAGGUGCCUUCUUGUACCCCCCAAAUAAGAACCUGACCUUCAUCAACAUGUCUCGGGAGAAUGUGGACAUGAAGGACUCUUACCUGGGUUACGCCACUGAGUUGGCCCUUUGGAAAAAGGUGCAGGCCCUGAUCCUGGGUGCUCCCCGCUACCAGCACACUGGAAAGGUUGUCAUCUUCACCCAGACGUUGAAGCAAUGGGUACCACAGGCCGAAGUCACAGGGACCCAGAUCGGUUCCUACUUCGGGGCCUCCCUCUGCUCUGUGGAUGUGGACGGAGAUGGCAACACUGAGCUGGUCCUUAUUGGGGCCCCUCAUUACUACGAGCAGACCCGGGGAGGCCAGGUGUCUGUCUGCCCCUUACCUCAGAGACGGGCUAGCUGGGAAUGCCGGGCUGUUCUCCGCGGGGAGCAGGGACAUCCUUGGGCCCGCUUUGGGGCAGCCCUGACAGUGAUGGGGGACGUGAAUGGGGACAAGCUGACGGAUGUGGCCAUCGGGCGGAUCGCAGGCUCCCAGUUUUCUCCAAAGCUCCAGUAUUUUGGGCAGUCGCUGAGUGGGGGUCAGGAUCUUACCGAGGACGGACUGGUAGACUUGGCUGUGGGGGCCCAGGGACACAUGCUGCUGCUCAGGGGUCGGCCUGUGCUGAAAGUAGGGGUAGCCAUAAGGUUCAUGCCCGUGGAGGUGCCUAAGACUGUGUACCAGUGCUGGCGAGAGAUGCGCACCAUCCUGGAAGCUGGGGAUGCCACCGUCUGUCUCACUAUUCACAAAAUCUCCCUUGACCAGCUAGGUGAUGUCCAAAGCUUCAUCAGGUAUGACCUGACAUUGGACCCAGGUCGUCUGAUCUCUCGUGCCAUUUUUGAUGAGACCAAGCACUGGACUUUGACUCGAACAAAAAUCCUGGGGCUGGGGGAUCACUGUGAAACCGUGAAACUGCUUUUACCAGACUGUGUGGAAGACUCUGUGAGCCCUAUCAUCUUGCGUUUCAACUUCUCCCUGGUGGGACUGCCCAUCCCGUUAUUCCGGAAUCUUCGUCCUGUGAUGGAUAUGGGUUCACAGGACCUCUUCACCACUUCUCUCCCUUUUGAGAAGAACUGUGGACAAGAUCUUCUCUGUGAAGGAGACCUGAGUGUCAGCCUCAGCUUCUCAGGCCUGCAGACUCUAGUGGUGGGGAGCUCCCUGGAACUCAAUGUGACGGUGACUGUGAAGAAUGAGGGUGAAGAUUCCUACGGAACGAUGAUCAACUUCUACUACCCACCAGGGCUGUCCUAUCGGCGGGUACUAGGGCUCCAGAAGCAUCCUCAUCAGCACCCACUGAGCCUGGCAUGUGAGGCAGCGCCCCCUGGGAGCGAGGAGCUGAGAAGCAGCAGCUGCAGUAUCAAUCACCCCAUCUUCAGAGAGGGAAUUGAGGGCAUCUUCAUACUCACAUUUGAGGUCUCUCCCAAGGCCACUCUGGGAGACAAGCUGCUGCUGCUGGCUAAUGCAAGCAGUGAGAAUAACAAGCCUACGACCAACAAGACUACCUUCCAGCUGGAGCUGCCAGUGAAAUACUCUGUCUACACUGUAAUUAACAGGAACGAAGACUCCACAAAGUACAUCAACAUUUCAACUUCUGAUGAGAACUUCAGGACUGAGGCCAAGCAUAAAUAUACCGUGAAUAACCUGAGUCAACGAAACUUGGCCAUUAGCGUUAAUUUUUGGGUUCCCAUCCUGUUGAAUGGUGUGGAUGUGUGGGAUGUGGCUCUGGUGACCCCUUCACAGAGUCUCCCAUGUAUGGCAGAGAGGGAACCUCCCCAACAUUCUGACUUCCUGACCAAGAUUCCAAGGAGUCUCGUGGUGGACUGCUCCAUUGCCAUCUGCCUGAGGUUUCACUGCAACAUCCCCUCCUUCAACAUCCAGGAAGCACUUGAUUUCACCCUGAAGGGAAACCUCAGCUUCGGUUGGGUCAGCCAGAUGCAGCUGAAGAAGGCAUUGGUUGUGACUGUGGCUGAAAUUACAUUGAACAGAUCUGUCUAUUCUCAGCUUCCAGGACAAGAGGCUUUUAUGAGAGCCCAGAUGGAGACAGUGCUGGAAGAGUAUGAAGCCAACAAUCCUAUCCCCCUCAUUAUGGGCAGCUCUGUGGGAGGACUGCUGCUGCUGGCUUUCAUCACAGCUACAUUGUACAAGCUUGGCUUCUUCAAACGUCAGUACAAAGAAAUGAUGGAUGGCAAGGCUGAAGAUGCUACCACAUUCAAUGGGGAGGGUUUUCAGUCAUGA